UCGCCCAGCCCAGGUGUCAGGUGACGGCACACUUGUCACGAGCUAUAUGUCCACACAGCAACAGUUUAUGUUGAACGUUGACGGGUCUGUUGUGCAGGCGUGACAGGCUCAACCAAGACAUACAUUGAUGUACAAAAACGUUUAAUUCUCAAACGAAUCGAAUCUAUUCAUUUUGUGUGAUUAAGUAACCCGCGUGAAAGACUGAAAUGGACAGCACGAACGAGCACGAGAUGACCACCGAGGAUCAAGACGGGCAGUAUUUACCAAGAGACUGUGUCUGGAGUGUGUCACCCACGGACACUGGACCCUCACCUGUCACCGACCUCUCCUUCAACUUGCAGAGCCUAGGGUGUCAUGACGCCGGCACCCCGCGCAGGAGGCUUCGGCUGACGCCCGAGCUGGCGUCCUCAAGUCCCCCGGGGCAGAAGCGCGAGCGAGGCUUGUGCCAGACCCCGCUGCAGGCAGAGACGCCGACAGGUAAAACCCUGAGAGAGACUGCGAACAGGAGGAGGGUAGAGAGGUUUCUCUCCCCCGCUUGCUCGGCUCCUAGGAUGAAGCGUCUCCGUGUCAACCUGUCAUCUAGGUUCGUUUCAGAACUGGGGGAUCCAACUGCCACCUGCAGUACCGUCCGGUCACCACCGGGAGGCAAACCGCUGCAAGACAACCAGCAUGCUUUGCUGUCUCUGCGGAGGGUCAGGGGUCACAAAGGGGUCUCUCCCAGACUCUUGCAGUCCAACAUGGAGGAGCACUACCUGACUGGAGACUUCUGCAAGCCCCUUGUGUUACCCGUAGAGAGAGUGGACCACCAAAACCUGCACUGCAUAUCAGCAGACACAGUGGCAGCAUUGCUGAGAGGCCAGUACAGAGACACAGUGGAGGACUUCCUGAUCGUAGACUGCCGCUAUCCCUAUGAGUACCAGGGCGGCCACAUCAAGGGGGCAGUCAACCUCCACACCAAGGCCGAGAUCCAGGGGGCUUUGAUGCAGGUCCCUGUCCUGGUCCAGCUCUCGUCCUCGGGCAGGACCCCUGCCGGCCCCCCUGGAGGGGACCAGGACCCUGGAGGGCUGGCAGGAGCUGUCUGGAGAGAGGGGGGGCAGACAGGAAGUAUGACCUCACCACGACCAGGGUCACCGACGACGGAGGGGUCAUCGCCUAGGAAACUCAUAGUGUUCCACUGCGAGUUCUCCACGGAGAGGGGACCCCGGCUGUGUGGGUAUCUGAGGGAGCUGGACAGAGUUCUCCACUCCUCUGCCUACCCCCUGCUGUUCUACCCUGAGGUCUACCUGCUGGACCAGGGCUACAAGCACUUCUACUGCUGCCACACGGAUCUCUGCGAGCCCAGAGGUUACGUCCCGAUGCGUCACAGAGACUACCGCGAGCAGCUGUGCCGCUCCCGCCACAGGGCCCGGUCACGGCUCCGCAAGAGUGCGCGCCACAGCGCGAACUGAGGCCUGGGACUAAAACUCCCUGAUUGGAUCAGAUGGAUUUUCACGUUAAAUCAAUAAAGAUGAUGUAGAUGUAGAUGAAAUCACCAUUUUAAACAUGAGAAGCCUGUA
Osmerus eperlanus (European smelt) is the source of this 1556-nucleotide messenger RNA. It is a transcript of the gene cdc25d, whose product is annotated as cell division cycle 25 homolog d. The transcript has 11 exons. The coding region runs from base 207 to 1448 and encodes 413 amino acids. Gene Ontology annotation, molecular function: protein tyrosine phosphatase activity. NCBI's taxonomy places the organism in Eukaryota, Metazoa, Chordata, Actinopteri, Osmeriformes, Osmeridae. Gene Ontology annotation, cellular component: cytoplasm; nucleus. Gene Ontology annotation, biological process: protein dephosphorylation; positive regulation of G2/M transition of mitotic cell cycle; positive regulation of G2/MI transition of meiotic cell cycle. The record is from RefSeq and is a predicted model, not a curated record.